This is a messenger RNA of Thermothielavioides terrestris NRRL 8126, 2882 nucleotides long. RefSeq lists its product as uncharacterized. The coding region runs from base 152 to 2749 and encodes 865 amino acids. The transcript is spliced from 2 exons. Gene Ontology annotation, cellular component: nucleus. The record is from RefSeq and is a predicted model, not a curated record. Gene Ontology annotation, biological process: interstrand cross-link repair. Lineage: Eukaryota; Fungi; Ascomycota; Sordariomycetes; Sordariales; Chaetomiaceae. Gene Ontology annotation, molecular function: 5'-3' exonuclease activity; 5'-flap endonuclease activity; flap-structured DNA binding.
UGCCUGGAACCUGUUCGCGCUGUCCUUUCACGUUUCUGACUGGUCUAAGUUCAAGGCAGCCUGAUCGCGCCAACCUUCCCUGCUCCCAAUUCCUGCCCUGCAAGCGCCAUGUUUUCCUUGAGCUGUCUUUCCCGCCCUUCGCUACCACGAAAUGGAUCGGUUUAUUCAGCGAUCCAGGCCCGCGGAGACUCGCACCCAGGGGCCAGCCGCUGCAAUCCAAUCCUUGCAGGCACAGGAAGCCCUUGAACCGCCGAAGAAGAGGCUGCGGGUCGGGGAAGUCGGGGACAGCGACGACGAGGAUGAAUCUGAAGAAGACGGAGAAGACGUGCCGGUCUCCCGGGAACUCACUCCAGAAACUCCUGCACGUGAGUCUGCGGCUGACAACGAUGACGGUGUGCCGGUCCGUCCAGAACAUCAGACGGCGUUUGAAAGCUCGCUGCCCGCAGUCUCAACAGACCAGGCGGCCAUCGAGGAGUACGAAACUCUGCGUGCUUCGCAAGCCGCUGAGGACGAAGGCGACACCGCGCCUGCCAGGACUGGCGAGAAGGGCGAGUGGGUUCGAGGACGCAGCUCCAUCUACGUUGACGCAUUCAACCUCGCGCUAGACACUGUGCUGGAGGACGAGGCGCAUCUCUUCGACGAGAAAGAGAAGUGCGUCUUCAGGCAGUGGCGAGGCCUGAGUUACGAGGCUCAGUAUCUGUACGUUCGUUUGUUUCUGCGCAAGACCGCCGUGUGGCAUCGUGUAGAGUGCUUGGGAUACCACAGUGACGUGUCCGACAUGGCUCUCGCCGUUGCCCAACUGCUCGAGUCUCGACCCUUGCCCGGCGCUUCCGAUUCAGUGCUGCCGAAGAAGCCCGGGGCGGACCUGCAGGACUGGGCGUUGGGCGCCAGUUUUCGCUUUGCUGAUGACUCUGAAUCAUGCAUCAAAACGAUGGAGGAGGCCGUCGCAUUACUGAGCCUCGAUGAGCUGAAGACGCUUGCAAAGGAGGCCAAGGUCCAAGGCAAGAACAAGGCCGAUUUGAUGCGGUCCUUCUGCCGCGCGAGCGCUCAGCAAUCAGGACUAAUGGCUGUCGGCCUCCGCCGGUCGGGGACGAACGGGACGACCGAGUCUGGCGGCAGUCCAGGCAACCAAGACUUGAAUCGAAACUCGCAUUUUCUGACCAAAAUUCUUGCCGUGACGGGCCCGCUGAUCAGGCUGUCUGAGCCCGUCUUCAAGCUGUUCGAGCGUGUGCAUCUGGUCUUCUACCGUUCGACCGAAUGGACCGAGAAAUCCUUAACGACCAUUAUCCUGGCCAAGAUUGCGAGAAGGAAUUAUCCUGAAUACAUUGUGUGCCGUUCAUCCAACAUCUUUGCUUCCCGACACCACCUCCUCGAGUUCGAACUGUCCAUGAGAAAAGAGUACGAGGUCGACAAGGUUCUCGAGUUCAAUGGGCCACCGGGGGAAGAAGGCUUCCUCAAGGUCCUCGACGUCUUCGACAGCAUAGCGUCUCGCUGGAGGGAGUUGGUCAAGGAAGAAGGCCAGCGGGAGGAACAGCUCUAUGAGUUCGGCGAGGGCGGGUACCUACGUCGGUUCAGCCCAGGCCACGCUUUCACGCGCAUCGCACACAAGGCGGCCUACGCCCUUGGCCGUCUACACAGGUACAGAGAGGAACACGAGCUGCUCACCGAGCUCCUCGAUCAGCGUCUUUUUCACCCCGCUCGGCGCGGCUCCUGGUACCAGCGCAAGGCACUGCUGGAGGAGCGGUAUAUGUGGCAGGCAGAAGCAGAGCCGAUAUCGGCUGACCCGGAGGUGCGGAAGAAGCACUGGCAGAGGAUCGCAUUGACCACAUGCGAAGCCGCUCUCGAGGACCGCGAUUGCCAUUUGAUUUAUCAUUACGACCUCCAGAAACGCCUUCUCAAGCUCGAGAAGAAGCUGCGUGUUCCCCGACGUCUGCAGCACGACUUUGGCCACGUCAAGCUGCGCGAGCCCGAGGAACACACGGUGAGUGGUGUCCAGCUCGUACGAGACAACCUGGAUGUCAAGGGGAAGGUUGGCCGCGGACCGAGCGCCAAGACGGUGUGGCUCGAUGAGUUGAGCGACCCGGGCGAGGACGGCCAGCCCCUCCACGUCAGCGUCGAGGAGAUGUGUUUGUCGCACUACCGCAGCCGGGGUUGGAAGGGUUACCACAGCGAAGGCGGCAUCCUGCGGACGCUCUUUGCCUACCUGUUCUUUGACGUGCUGUUCGUCUACGUGCCCAACGUCUUCCAGACCGCUUACCAGACCUGCCCGUUGGACUUGCACACAGACGCCUUCUAUCCCGCCCGUGCGAGCCAGAUAAACCACCGGCUGGUGGAGAUCGAAAACGGGGAUGCCGAACGGAUACUGCGGGAGGUCCACGGGCGGGAACAUGAGCGGCGCACCUGCGUGGUGGGCCUGAACUGGGACUUCGACAUCGAGGAUCUGGUGGAGCUGGUGACCUGCUUCGAUGGCGGGGCGCUUGCGGCCGUGUGCAAAGUCAUGGCGCAGGAGUACAAGGCCCGCGGAAGCGGCGUGCCGGACCUCAUCCUUUGGAGAGUGGGUGGAAACGAGGCGCCUGGCCCGCGCGACGGUGACAGCCAGAGAAAAGGGGAGGUCAUGUUUGCCGAAGUCAAAAGCGCCAACGACCGGCUCAGCGACACCCAGCGGCUCUGGAUCAACGUCCUCGCGGGAGCGGGCAUACGUGUUGCCCUCUGCAACGCGGUGGCGCGCGAAGUGCGGACUGUGAGCUGAUGGCGGGACUUGUCGUUUCUCGGCGUCGCCGGGCUGUCGAACGUCUCCUCAAGCCCGCCGGCUCGCGGUCUGAAAAUAGCAACCUCAUCUCCGAGCAACAGCCGUGUGCUCUCUGAGCAGAGUCCCAACUAUC